This is a messenger RNA of Meleagris gallopavo (turkey), 708 nucleotides long. The record is from RefSeq and is a predicted model, not a curated record. NCBI's taxonomy places the organism in Eukaryota, Metazoa, Chordata, Aves, Galliformes, Phasianidae.
AUGCGAAGUGGCAGCGCCCGCUGUGCGGUGCUCAUGGGGCGUGGGAGUGUGGCACUGCCCCGUUGGCACCCGGGGCUGGUGGGGCUCCUGGCAGUCCCUGAGCCCUGGGUGGAACAGAACAGAACAGCCCCGAGUGGCUCUGCCCUGCCCCUGGAGCAGGGGGUGCAGUUGGCGCUGCAGCUUGGUUUUGUGCGGUGUUCUGCUCGCUUUGCACUUUGGGGCCGCUUGCUUUGGUCCUUCCCCGAGCAGAGCCUGGAGAGGGGUCCCCCGUGUGCCAUUCGUGCCCGUGGGGGUGGUUGGCACGUUGGGGCGCUGCUGGAGGAGCCGUUUUCCCGUCCCCACGCAGGCAGCAAGGCGAAGGCGGGCGCCGUGCGCUUCGCCCCCAGCCAACCCGGCGAGGGGAACCCCGGCCACGUCCACUUCGAUGAGAAGCUGAGAGACUCGGCCGUGAUGGUGACGCAGGAGAGGGACGGCCACGUCCUCGUCAAGGUGGGCUUCCUGAAGAUCCUGCACAAGUAUGAGAUCACCUUCCUGCUGCCCCCGUCGCAGCGGCUGGGGAGGGACGUGUGUGCUCUGCCACUCCCCAACCCCAACCUCAAAGUCCUCGGUGUCACUGCGGUGCCUGAAGGCUACAGUGUGAGGUGUGAGUACACGGCUCACAAGGAGGGUGUGCUGAAGGAGGAGAUGCUCCUGGCCAGUGAGACUGGA